Molecule: messenger RNA, 392 nt
Organism: Vigna radiata var. radiata (mung bean)
Lineage: Eukaryota; Viridiplantae; Streptophyta; Magnoliopsida; Fabales; Fabaceae
Exons: 2
Coding region: 15-392 (125 amino acids)
Biological process (GO): cell fate determination
Source: RefSeq, a predicted model, not a curated record
UAUUUACAUUUUCAAUGAUGGCUGUUUCAACCGUCAAUAUUCUUAGCAUAGUUUUGUUCUUUAUUUUUGUUUCUCAAGGUUAUAGCCAAUGUUCCUUGAAAGAUCUAUCGGUAAGUCAAUCUGCAACAGGAGUUAAAGUGCAAGGAAAAGAAGAAUGGUCUGUGACUAUCAUUAACAAGUGUCCAUGCGUUCAAAAGAAUGUGUUGUUAGAUUGUAAAGGAUUUCAAUCGGUAGAACGCAUAAACCCUGCAGUUUUCAAGGUUUCAAAAAAUGGGUGCAUAGUUAACAAUGGUGAAGCUGUUUACAGAGAUGCUGUUAAAUUUAAAUAUGCUUGGGACCACCAAUUUCCAUUAAAUCCCAUUUCCUCAGAUGUUUUUUGCUCUUCAAUUUAA